ACAUGCCUUUAGUAGGAGCAAAAUGUUGAAGGCAAUAAUAGUCAGAGAGCUAGUAUAACUAGGCAGACAGCCGCAGAGCAGAAUUGGCGGGAAUCUGUCGAGCAGUGAUAAUUGCAGAGUGACGCACAUCUGCUAAUAUCCAAGCAGUCAUUUCAAGACCUGUUCGACCUCAGAGAAAGAUCUCUCUCCUCCAAGGCACUCGCUUUCCCGCUCUCCAUCCACAGCGGGGCUCCUUUAUACUGCUCUCCCUGCAUCUAGAGGCAGACAGACAGGCGGGAAGUCACACUGAGUAUGCUUUCUAUCAGGACUCAAGGAAUAAUCAUUUUCAUAAUACGCUAUUUCUCUUGACAAUAGCUGAUGAUCAGCUUUGCGAUUUUCUUAAAAGUGACAUUUUAAAAACAACACCAUUGAUCUCUUGCUGCAACCAUCUGAAAAGAAUCGAUUCAGUGUAUCGAUAAUCUUACAGAGCUGUAUUGUGGUGACGACGUUCUAUGAAAAUGGUAUUUUCUGAAAUACAUGUUAUAUGAUUGGAUUAUAUCAAUUUCACUUGUGGUGAAAAUCGCAUCUUUGGGUGUGAGUUGGUUUAAAGAAAGGACUACUAUAGCCGCUUUCACAUCUUGACAUUUUACUCGUCUAUUCGCGGUCUCUUCUUUGAGUUCCUUGGGACUUUGUUCAGCAAGCUGGGUGCCAACAGAGGGAAUGAUGAUGCAGGUAUGAUGACAGAAGACAUAUCAACAGCUACAAAGGAAGAUACAUAGAUGCCUUGGAAAUGGUGAAGGAACCACUCGAAAUGAAGGAAAUCUAUAAAUCCGCAUCAGUAUACAGCUGCUAUUGACACUUAAUACUCGAAGUGAGAGAGUGCUACAAACCAAUGGUAGUUUUACAUAAAUAGCGAUGUAAACCGUGCAAGAUAAAUAGGCUAAAGGAUAAAACGAUUGGGCACCUUUCCGGUGUCGAGAUAUAUUAUUUAUACGAUGAAAUUGCACGCGUCGCCAUGGAGCGUCGGUCGAACGAUUAUCGUAUGGUGUUUCCUUGCGCUAUUUCUCGACGCGGUCCUCGCAAGGGUCUCCAGGACUUUCCCGUGCCCCGAGGCGUGUUUAUGCGACCUGAUCACGCUUCGGGUGGACUGUUCACGCGGUGGGUUCCAGGGUCUACCCGCUUCUGUGCCGCCAAACACAAGGAUAUUACUCUUUCAGGAGAACAGCAUAGGAAACGAGCUCACCAUACCUGUUUUCAACAUCACAGCUUUAGUUCGCCUUCGGCAGUUGUCUCUUGCCAACAAUUCAUUGAGUUUCAUUAACUCGUCAGUGUUCCCGAAACAAAUAAGGCUGAUCAAACUUGACUUUGCCAAUAACUACCUAGAGGGCGUCCCAGCGAUGGUUCGUGAAAUGCGAUUGCUCAAGCAGUUACACCUCAGCCAUAAUCGAAUAUCUAGUGUUAGUAACAAUGAUUUACCGCCGUCUUCUACCAUAGAGAAGUUAUACUUGGAUUACAAUGAAAUCUACAUCCUUGAGGAUGGUGCCUUUGCCGGUCAAAAGCGGCUUCAAAAUUUAUAUCUGGCGGAAAAUCUCAUCAGCAAUAUUUCAACUGGUCUUUUCUCGAGACUCUCAAUGCUCAUGCAACUUGACUUAUCAUACAACGACAUUGGUGCCGAUUUAAAAACGCAAUAUGAUUUUCUCACUGACGACAUUCCUACUCCUAAAAGUGUCGAACUUGGAGUUAGCUUGCAACCGGGUCUUGGGCCUCCAGUAAACUUCAGCGAAUGGUUUGCACCAAACGGCGCUCCCAAGCUAGAGUUCCUGAACUUAGAAGGGAACAUCAUAAAGACUAUUGCCCAUGAUGCCUUUAAAUUAUUCCCUGUAUUAACUUCGCUCAACCUGGCGUAUAAUCAGUUGGUAAGACUGCCACCACAUGUACUACACACGUUAAGCAGUCUCCAAAUACUCGACCUAAGUGGUAAUAGAUUAAGUGAAUUGCCCUCAGAGCUAUUCAAGAAAAACACACGCCUUCAAAUUUUGAACCUCAACAGCAACUCCUUAUUCAGUUUACCAGGUAAUCUGUUUUAUAGCGUUGAAAAGAGCCUUUUAGAGCUUCGGUUAUCUGAAAAUCAUCUUCAUAGUGUUUCUUGGAUGGAAAUUGGUCUCCGCCAUCUUGUUGAACUCGAUCUUUCCACAAAUGCUCUGGCCGAUGUUGGUAGUGCUGGCUUCACACAUCUUGUCAGUUUACGGGGACUGUCCCUUCAAAAUAAUCAGUUUGGUGAUAUUCCAAAUGUGCGGAAUUUGACGCGACUUCAAGAGCUUCGCCUGUCAAACAACUCAAUCAAGAGCAUUUCAUAUGAUGCAUUCGAUGGGAAUGUGGCGUUAGAACUGAUUGCAAUUGACGACAACCUACUCGUGACCUUUGCCAUGGAGCCUUUUGGGGGUCUACCGUCGCUGCAAACCGUCAAAGCCGGGGGGAACCCCAUCAAUUGCGACUGCAACGUCAAAUGGCUGGGCAAAUUCGACUACGAUACUGCAAGUUACCAUUAUUAUUACAACUAUGAUUAUGCAGAAGAAUUGGGUAUACCUCACAGUACGUUCCUCACGCUUCAAGAUUGGAUAGCACCCAUGAAGGAAGAAGUUAUAUGCGCCAGACCGAACCUGGUUAAGGGUCUAACCCUUCAAUAUGCUCUCUUUCAAUUCUCCACUGAUCUUAUCUGUAGCCACUUUGCGAACCCCAGGAGCAUCAUGGUACUCAUCCUUACGUGGUUUCUCAUCAUUAUUGUCUUUCUCAUUUUGUUCUGGGGUAGGACGUUCUGGAUGGCCCGGAAGCAGUUCGGCAGCUCCAGGCCAAAAAUUGCCAAGGAAAAACCCAAGGAUGAGGACGCGUGUUACGUCAUCUCCGCUGUAUCUAAAAAGGCGGGAAAUGGCCAGUAUCAUUUGCUACCGGAUCAGAAUGAAAAUGAGCCUUUGGUAUUCCUUUCAAACCAUGAAGAUGAAUCGUGUAAAUUGAGGACAUUUGACAGGAACAAUACAGAAAUAUUCAUUGAAACCACCGUCUGAACUUAACCGAUUUUUACAAAUCUCAGAUGACAAUUUGUUCAUCCCUUUUAUUUGGGUGUAGACUUUCAGUGUCUAUCCUCGCGUGUGUACGUUCAUAUCAAUGUUGAUGCGUGUAUAAUUAUGCUCGGCAAACAUUGUGACUAAAAUAUUUACCUUAAAAGGAGAUGAAGAAAAAAAUCGUUCUUUUAAUAUGUUCGCAUCCUUACCCUCCUCUGAUUCUUGUACCUUGGUUGUCAUUGCAAGCAAUAAGAAUUAAUUUACAAAUGUGGGAUUCAUCCAUUGCCCAUGACAUGUACAUUUACAUUUACGGUGAUUCUAGGGAGAACGUUUGGUAUCUAGUACGUAGUCAACGAUCACAGAUACAUUCCAAAAGGGUGUUAUACGCAUACUUUAUUAAAAACUGUGUCACUGAUGAAGAGUCUUUUGGAA
Molecule: messenger RNA, 3470 nt
Organism: Strongylocentrotus purpuratus (purple sea urchin)
Lineage: Eukaryota; Metazoa; Echinodermata; Echinoidea; Camarodonta; Strongylocentrotidae
Product: leucine-rich repeat-containing protein 15
Exons: 3
Coding region: 975-3041 (688 amino acids)
Cellular component (GO): plasma membrane
Molecular function (GO): protein binding
Source: RefSeq, a predicted model, not a curated record